Camelina sativa (false flax) is the source of this 996-nucleotide messenger RNA. NCBI's taxonomy places the organism in Eukaryota, Viridiplantae, Streptophyta, Magnoliopsida, Brassicales, Brassicaceae. The record is from RefSeq and is a predicted model, not a curated record.
GGAUCCAAUGUCUGUAGCUACACCGGAGUUUUCUGUUCUCGCGCUCUCGAUAAUCGCCGGAUCCGUACCGUCGCCGGAAUCGAUCUCAACCACGCCGAUAUCGCUGGGUAUUUGCCUGAGGAGCUUGGUUUGUUGACAGAUCUGGCUUUGUUUCAUGUUAAUUCGAAUCGUUUCUGUGGAACUGUGCCUCGUAAGUUCAAGCAGCUUAAGCUUUUGUUUGAGCUUGAUCUCAGUAACAACAGAUUCGCCGGGAAGUUUCCGACGGUGGUUCUUCAGUUACCGUCGUUGAAGUUUUUAGAUCUCCGGUUUAAUGAGUUCGAAGGAACCGUACCGAAGGAGCUUUUUAGUAAACCUUUAGAUGCGAUUUUCAUUAACCAUAACCGGUUCCGGUUUGAGUUACCGGGAAAUUUAGGUGAUUCUCCGGUUUCGGUUAUCGUUCUUGCGAAUAACCAUUUCCACGGCUGUGUUCCGACGAGUUUGGUGGAGAUGAAGAAUCUUAAUGAGAUUAUUCUGAUGAACAAUCAUUUGAAUUCUUGUUUGCCGGCGGAUAUCGGAAGGUUGAAGAACGUGACGGUGUUUGAUGUUAGUUUUAAUGAGCUUGUUGGUCCGUUGCCCAAGAGUGUUGGUGGUUUGGUGGAGGUUGAGCAGUUGAAUGUGGCUCAUAAUUUGUUGUCUGGGAAGAUUCCGGCGAGUGUUUGUCAGCUUCCGAAGCUUGAGAACUUCACUUAUAGUUAUAAUUUCUUUACUGGUGAAGCUCCCGUAUGUUUGAGAUUGUCUCAGUUUGAUGAUCGGAGAAAUUGUUUGCCGGGGAGACCUGCUCAGAGAUCUUCACGGCAAUGUUCAGCUUUCUUGUCACGGCCGCCGGUGGAUUGUCGAUCUUUUAGUUGUGGUCGUUCUGUUUCACAGUCUCCUCCAUUUGUAGCAUUACCGCCGCCUCCUCCUCCAUCGCCACCUCUACCUCCACAAGUCUACUCUCCUCCGCCGUCACCUCCUGUU